This is a messenger RNA of Punica granatum (pomegranate), 2073 nucleotides long. The record is from RefSeq and is a predicted model, not a curated record. Lineage: Eukaryota; Viridiplantae; Streptophyta; Magnoliopsida; Myrtales; Lythraceae.
GGGGGUCGUCACAGCAGAUCUCUCACGCGACAACCUUCCAGCCAAUCAACCCCCGAUAGCCUCCCCGCUGAGUUCCGAGUGUGGAAUCGGAAACAGACCAAACGUUCCCAUCUUCGUGCAACCAAACCCUCCGCUCAGUCCUAUCUCCGGCGACCGACCGAUCAAUCCCCUGAAUCGCCAUGUAUAGAGCUGCGGCUUCGAGGCUCAGGGCUCUUAAGGGCCGCUCCUCUGGCAGGGUACCGGUUAGAUUUGCAAGUGCCGCUGCUGUUGCGACUAGCACGUCCUCUUCGGGUGGCCUCUUUGGCUGGCUCACUGGGAGUGGGUCGAAGGCUUCUGCUCCUCUCGAGUUCCCUCUAGCAGGUGUUACCCUUCCACCUCCAUUGCCUGAUUAUGUUGAGCCGAGUAAGACGAAGAUUACUACUCUCCCUAAUGGCAUCAAAAUAGCCUCUGAGACUUCUCCGAACCCUGCAGCUUCAAUAGGUUUAUAUGUUGAUUGUGGCUCAAUUUAUGAAACACCGAUAUCUUUUGGUGCAACACAUCUCUUGGAACGCAUGGCCUUUAAAACGACCAGGAACAGAAGCCACUUGCGUGUUGUUCGAGAAGUGGAGGCAAUUGGAGGAAACGUGCAAGCAUCUGCUUCUCGGGAGCAGAUGGGGUACUCCUUUGAUGCCUUAAAAACUCAUGUCCCAGAAAUGGUAGAAUUACUGAUUGACUCUGUAAGGAACCCUGUGUUUCUGGAUUGGGAAGUCAAUGAACAGCUUAAAAAGGUGAAGUCAGAGAUUGCUGAGAUCUCCAAUAACCCCCACGGCUUCCUUUUGGAGAUAAUUCAUUCUGCUGGUUAUGCUGGUGCAUUGGCUAAUCCCCUUUUAGCUCCAGAAUCUGCAAUAAACAGACUAAAUGGGACUAUUUUGGAAGAAUUUGUUGCUGAAAACUACACUGCUCCCCGUAUGGUACUUGCUGCUACGGGUGUUGGGCAUGAGGAGUUGCUAUCAAUUGCUGAACCUUUAUUAUCUGAUUUAUCCAGUGUCCCUCGCCCAGAGGAGCCAAGAUCCGUGUAUACAGGAGGUGACUACCGCUGUCAAGGUGAAUCAGGGAGGACCCAUUUCGCUCUUGCAUUUGAACUUCCUGGUGGCUGGCAUAAUGAGAAAGAUGCUAUGACUUUGACCGUCCUUCAGAUGUUAAUGGGAGGUGGUGGAUCAUUCUCUGCUGGUGGUCCAGGGAAAGGAAUGUAUUCCAGGCUAUAUCUUCGUGUAUUAAAUGAAUAUCCCCAAGUUCAGUCAUUUUCAGCAUUCAGCAACAUCUACAAUAGAACUGGCCUCUUCGGCAUCCAAGCUACCACGGGAUCUGAUUUUGUACCACAAGCCAUCGAUAUAGCUGCUAGGGAGCUCAUUGCCGUCGCAACCCCCGGAGAAGUUGAUCAAGUGCAGCUGGAUCGUGCGAAACAGUCUACAAAAUCCGCAAUUUUGAUGAACUUGGAAUCCAGAAUGGUUGCUGCAGAAGAUGCCGCCAGGCAAAUUUUGACGUAUGGUGAGAGGAAACCUGUUGAACAUUUCUUGAAAACAAUUGAUGAAGUGACACCAAAGGACAUCGCGUCUAUUGCUCAGAAGCUUCUGUCCUCUCCAUUGACAAUGGCAUCAUAUGGAGACGUUAUUUAUGUCCCGAGCUAUGAUUCUGUCAGCAGCAAGUUCCAGAAAAAAUGAAAUAAGCUGCAAUAAGCUUAACUGGGGCAGUACCUGAUCUGUUACUAUCUUUAUCUCCGGGUUGGUGCAUGGAAAUCUUUAUGCUCGCUCCUUGCUCUCAGCCAUUUGAUUUGGAGUAUAUCUUUCCAAAUUAAUAAAUCAGUGAUCCGAGAAGCAGAACUCUCUAGUUAGAUUUUUUUGUUUGUGUAUGCUUUGUUCUGUUCAGAUCUACUGUAGGUUGGAAAGGCAUUAUACUUUCCAUUAAAUCGAAAAAUUAACAGUUCUUUGAUGAGGUUUUCUCGUAUUUCAUCAUUUUUGUGAACUUAUCUUCGACGAUGCGUUGCACAUACAGAAGAACUUUGAGGGCGACGGGCUGUCUCUCUGUUUGAUUUUA